This is a messenger RNA of Prorocentrum cordatum, 429 nucleotides long. Lineage: Eukaryota; Dinophyceae; Prorocentrales; Prorocentraceae. The record is from the annotation of a GenBank genome assembly.
GCGUGGUUCGAGCUGCUCGCCUGCGGCGGUUCGGCGGUUGACUUGGCAGCCUGCCCCGCUGGUCGCGGCGGCGCGCCCGCCCUGCUGGACGUCCUGGCAGGCGUCCAGCUCUCAGAGGGUGUGCUUGGCGCGUACACGCCGUCGCCCCUCAGGAGCCGGCCCACCUCGAGGGCCACGUGGCUGGGUGGCUCGGGGCCGACUGCACACAAGGCCAUGGCUGGCCCGCGCGCUUGUGCCGGGUGGAGUGGGGGCGGAUGCUGGGAGGCUGCCGGGAGGCCUGGGGCCCGAACCUCUUCCUGCGCAAGGCGCUGGCGGCUGUCGGCCCCCACGGCUCCUCGUUGCUCGCCGGCCUCGUGCUGGGCGGCCGCUCGGGCGGCCCAGGGCUUUCGGCAUCGACGGCGUCAGCGCGUGCCGCGGCGGCGCUCAUGA